AUGGAUGUUACGGGGUCAUCUCCUGUUCAAUGUUGGAGAUACGAAUGCUUAAUAACCUUUGUGUGGGUUUCAGUCGAUUCGCAGCCAAAUGAUGACACAAUUUUGUUUGGUGAUGUUAAGACCGGUCCCUCCACGCCUUUAGUACCACCGGAAAUAGCCUCCCAUGUCCUCCAAGGUGUUGAUUUGUGUGAUGGACUUCUGAGGAAUCUAUUUCUCUGCUUUCAAAUCAAUGACAUUUUCAACCCAUUUUGUCAAGAAUGAAAUUGCUUAUAUAAGCACUGUGCUGAACGAAGGUGAGAACUUGUGAAUAAGGAGAUACGGAAGCGACUUCAAGAUAGUGAAAUUGGAAGUUGGGUUUACUCAAUGCCUCUAGAUGAACCAAGGGGAGGGCCUCUCAGCUUAGCAGAAGUUACAAUCAUUGAGAGCUGCCUAAUUCUUGCUAGUGGAAUUGAUAGGGCAUCGAAGGUUUUCCCAAAGAUGGAUUUUGUUCUUGGUUGUGUGAUGACGGCGGAGGACAAUCCCAGUGACGAUGUGGCAGGGAGCAGUGGCGUUGUGACAAUUUCGAUU
Vigna umbellata (rice bean) is the source of this 567-nucleotide messenger RNA. NCBI's taxonomy places the organism in Eukaryota, Viridiplantae, Streptophyta, Magnoliopsida, Fabales, Fabaceae. The record is from RefSeq and is a predicted model, not a curated record.